Messenger RNA from Alternaria alternata, 312 nucleotides. RefSeq lists its product as hypothetical. The transcript is spliced from 2 exons. Lineage: Eukaryota; Fungi; Ascomycota; Dothideomycetes; Pleosporales; Pleosporaceae. Bases 1 to 312 code for a protein of 103 amino acids. The record is from RefSeq and is a predicted model, not a curated record.
AUGCCUCGCAUGCGGGCUGGGUGGCUCGCGGUGGCGCCAAGCAUUCAAGCUUUCCUAUGUGUGAGGGCAGAAGCUUGGUGCCGCCAGAGUGAGCAAGCAAGAGUCGCGAACAUGCGCCGAGGGAAAGGCAAUCACAGCGUCUGGCACACUGGCACCGAGCCUGCCCUCGCAACUGCGCGCAGCCGGCACCCUCAAUCGCCCUGCACAAUGCACGGGAUGGUAGUCAACGGCAGUCAGCCCUCCGUCAUCAGCGCAUCACCCUCGGCCGGUGAAUGCGACGGCCAAUCUCUGCUCGCAGUCGCGCGCCGAUGA